CCCUGACUGACGACGGGCUGUCUGUUACGUGCUGCUGCGCACUUGUUGUUUGUUUGUUGUUUGGUCUUCUUCUUCUUCUUCUUCUUCUUCACUUCUUCGUUCGUUUCCCUCGCAGCAGCGCACAACCACAACCAUUCUCUUCCAUUGUUGAUUGUGUUUGCGCGUGCGUGAGCUUCAAUCAAAGCAAGCAAGACUUGUUGCGAGUGUUUGUAUGGUGUGCUUUCUUUGCUCAGGGAAUCCAAGUUCGCAGCAACAACACGGCACCGGGCGGAUGCUCGGAAUCAUCACAUCACAAGCACGAAUGAAUAUCGUGCUGGUACUGGGCGUGUUGCUCGCUACCCUGGCUGCCCCAGCCACUGGUGAAUGCAUCACCGUCUACAAGUACGAUGACUUCUACUCCGGCAAAUACGAUGGCAGCGACGGCAAUGUGAACUGGGGUGAUAAGUGGUCGGAGCACGACACCCUCAAUGGCGGCUACUCUUCUGGCCAAGCCUACGUGGCCAACGAGCAUCUCGUCCUCUCCAACCCCGGCCUGGAAACAGAUCCAUCCCGGCUGCCAUAUGUGCACCGGCGUGUGGACCUGUCAACAUGGACACAAGGCACGGUCUACCUUGGGCUUCGCUACAGCUUUUAUGGUUUGGUUGAAAGCCACGACGUCAUCAACGUGGAGAUCUCUGCAGAUGACGGCAAGACAUACGAGGUGUUUACUGUCAUUACGGGCGCCACUGGAAGCACGACAACGCUCUUCGCAGACGUGCUCGACAGCAAGUAUCUGACGUCACACACGCGGCUGCGCGUACGCAUGGUGCAAGAGUUUCUGGGAAACCAGGAAGCCAUUUUCAUCUACGAGAUUGGUUUCGCAUACACAACAUGUGAUACAACAACAACCACUACCACCACAACCACAACUACCACGACCACGACUACCACAACUACCACAACUACCACAACUACCACCACAACCACAACUACCACCACAACCACAACUACCACAACUACCACAACUACCACAACCACGACCACCACAACAACGACCACCACAACAACAACCACAACCACGACCACCACAACAACAACCACAACCACAACUACCACAACUACCACCACAACUACCACCACCACAACUACCACAACUACCACCACAACUACCACCACGACCACAACGACAACUACCACCACGACAACUACCACGACAACUACCACCACAACUACCACCACCACUACCACGACCACAACAACAACCACAACAACGACCACAACAACAACGACAACCACAACCACAACUACAACAACAACGACCACACCGUCCUGCGCAUCGCAUCGGUGUGCGCAGGGCGGCACUUGCGUGGAGCUGGAGACAGGCCUCGCCUGCAUCUGCCCAGCCGGCUACUUUGGGUCGUCGUGCCAGUGCACCAUCGGUGUCGACGAGGAGGAGGAAUGCAACGACCUGCCGUCGUGUUCACCGUCGCCGUGCAAGAACGGCGGCGUGUGCGUCAUCGACACUCUUGCCCGUAGCGCUCGGUCCCUCGACCCCAUCACAGGCACUUUGACCGAUACCACCCUCCGCACCACCACCCCGACAUCCACAAAGACAGGGAAGGUGGCAGCAACCACAGCGUCUCCCAUUUCCCUCCCUGACAGGUUCACGUGCCAGUGUCCUGAUGGGCUCACGGGCAGCACGUGCGCAGAUGAUGUGGACGAGUGCGCACGCGCAGACAGCGCUGGCAUCAGCCUGUGCGGGGACCACGGCACCUGCACCAACACCUUUGGCGGAUACACAUGCACGUGCACGGUCGGUUUCGCGGGCGACCACUGUGACGAGGACAUCAACGAGUGCGAGGUGGGUGCGCUGCUGGUGCAGUUCACAGAUACCAACACGCUCAUCGAUGGUGCCGAGCUCCUCCUGUCGUCCACCUUCACCUCCGCCACCACGACCACCACAACCACCACGCGUCUGGCGGCGUGCGACAACGGCGGCGUCUGCACCAACACCAUCGGCGGAUUCACGUGCGAGUGCCCGCCCAACACGCUCGGCACCCGCUGCGAGCUCACGUUGGCGUGCUCCACCCUGCCCGACCCCUUCAUCAUCAGCGAUGCGCGCACCCUGGCCCUGUUUGCGAACCUGGCGUGUGUCGACGUGCUUGGAGGCCUCAUCAUCCGCGACAUUGACGCGUCGCAGCUCGACCUCGCCUCUGCGCUCGCGUCCCUGCGUGUGGUGGAGAAGUACCUGGUCGUUGAGGACGUGAGCAACCUCGAUCUUGCCGCGUUGCAGCACAUCACCGCCAUCGCCACCACGCCGCUCGCAUCCGACAGGUUUGCAGACACCUUUGGACUCGUGCUGCGUUCCAACGCCAACAUGACGGCAUCGACAGCGCUUCCACUCCACGACCUCGUCGCUCUUGUGCAAAACGGCGACAUCGAUAUCACGGACAACGCCGACUUCUGCCUGCAGGCUGAGCAGCAGCUGACCCCGGCCAACACCACCGCCCCCUACUGGUGGGCGGUGGAGCCGCGCCUCACGCUGCAGACCGCACCAUCGUGCCCGUCGUGCUUCCUCCACAACGCCACCCUCUCCCAGGACGUUGCUGGCCUCGGCAGUGCUGGCGAUGGCGUGUGCGCCUCCCAGUGCACGGAUUGCCCGCAGGUGUGCACGCUGGAGGAGCCCAUCACCACCACCACCGCUGCCCGCGCGCUGCUGGAGCGCGACUGCAGCAUCAUCCAGGGCGACCUCAUUGUCACCGACCUCUCGUCCGGCGCCCUCGCCGUGCUCACCGAUGCGCUGGCGUCUGUCACCGCCGUCACGGGCGACGUGGUCGUCGAUGGCGUGCGCAGCCUCACCACCCUCGACGCCUUGCUCCCGGAACUCGAAUCUGCAGCCUCGCUCGUCAUCACCAACAACCCCAACCUCAUCUCCAUCAGCCUGCCGAACCUGCAGACACAGCACGGCACGACGCAGGCGAACAACCCGAGCCUUGUCCUCGACGGCGAAGGUGGAGGCAGCGGUGGCGAUGCGGCAUCAACCACCAUCACCACCCUGCGCACGGAGGUCACAUUUGACCUGACCCUGGAGGAGUUGAAGCUGGUGACACGCGCCGACCCGGGCGUGCUGCAGUCGUACCUCAUGGACGCGUACACGCGCGUCGUCAGCACCAACCCAGACCUCAGCGCGCUGUUUUCGCUCCUUAACGAGACGACGGUGGGCUUCUCCGUGGACCACCAGGGCCAGCAGGUGGCGGUGGUGGUCGAGGCGGAGGCGUCUGUCGCUGCGGUCCAGCUCGCCACGGAGCAGAUCAACGCGUACGGCGCCGCCAACCUCCUCUCCGGUGCGUUUGACCAGAACAGCAGGACCGACCUUGAGGUGACCACGAAUCCGUCCAACGGCAUGGGGCUCAGGCUUCGCCUCCUCCCGCCGGUUGUCCGGCCCUUCUCCACGGAACUGCGUUGGCGCGGCCCCACAUCACCCGGCACCAACACCUCCGAUGUCACAACCACAAACGUCGUCUUUGUUCGUCCAGACGCUGACCGCCUGGCUCGAACCAUCCUCCACCUCAACAGCGGUAACGGCAAUGCUCACGCUGGGUCCUCCUCCUCCUCCUCCUCCUCGUCGUCGUCGUCGUCAUUAUCAUCACGUGUUGGCAUCACAACCUCGGCAGAGUCAUUGGGUAUUGCACAAGAGCUUCGAGAGCUCUACGCCUGGCUCAACACCAACCUCGGCGCAUCUGUUGCCAUCACCCACUCGAAUUUUGUCGCACUGCUGCAAACGCUGCUGCCAUGGCAGUCCGUCCCCGUCGACGGCAACCACGCCUUCAUCCGGGCCUGCUCAUCCUCCUCAUCGUCGUCAUCAUCGACCACAACGUCCUCCGUGUUGUUUGCCACUUCCGAUGACGACGACCAGUCUGGCGGCAGUGGCGUGUGCAUGCUGCGGGGCGUCCCUUACGAGAUCAAGCUGCUCGCGUACGUGCACGCUGGUGACGUCGCCAGCCCUGUUGUCGAGAGCAACAUCGUGUCUGCAACCCUGCCCCUCGCCAGCCCAGACCACCUGCGCGUGCACUCCCGUGUGCAGCAGUCGAGCGGCACCAGCAUCGACCUUGGCUGGGACACGGACGUGCCCCACGACAACGUGCUGGUGCAGCUGUAUGCACCGAGCCGCGCAUACCAGGCGGCGCGCGAUGACCCAGAGAACGCCCCGUUCGACACAGAGCUGCUGGCACCAUCUUCAUCGUCAGCAUCAUCGUCGUCAUCGCGAUCAGCCGCGCGCGAGUGGCUCGUGCCCAGCACCGCAGCCAAGAACAUCACCGUUGGCGGGUGCAUCACUGCCCUUCGCUUCGGCACAGACUCGUCCUCAUCCUCCAACUCGCAGCUGGUGCAGCACUGCGUGAAGCCGUUUGAGCUGUACCUUGUCUCUGUUCGUCUCAUCGGCGGCAUUGUGCCCACGGAGCGGUCGCUCUCGUACGUGCGCACCCCACCCGCUGCCCCCUCGUCCCCUCUUCGGUCCGUGCAGACGUCCGCCCUCACUGCCACCAGCAUCAGCAUCCGCGGCCAGAUCCCGAUUGAGGCCAACGGCAUCGUGGAGGAGGUACUGGUGACGCUGGAGGAAGCGCGUGUGCCACGGCCGGACGAUACCACCACCACCACCACCACUGCUGGCGAUGAUGGGGAGUGGACGCAGCUGUCUGCCCGCCGCAUUCGCCUGGCCAACAGCGCGGCUGCACAGAUCAAUAACCCGGAUGUGUUUGUGGACACGACCAUCGCUGACCUGCACCCACACCGCCGCUACAGGGCGCGCAUUCACCCGGGCACAACAGCCGGAUUUGCGUCCACGGCAAUGGCGACUGCCCUGCACUUCCAAACCAACCCCGCACAGCCGCUGGCACCUGAGCGGCUUCGGGCGGUCGUGCACACGGGCUCAGUGCCUGCAGGCACCGUGGUGCUGACGGCGGCUUUGGAGAUUGGCCCGAGUGCUGGUGCCAACGCAAACGCAGCGGGCGCACAACAGGCCACAACAACAGCGGCAGUCACGACCGGUUCCGAUGAAGGGGCUGCGGAGAUGGUGGUGGUCGAGGUGUCAUGGGGAGAGCCCUCUGAGGACCUUGGCUUCUUGGAAGAGUAUGAGGUGAUCGUGAGCAGCAGCAACACCACAGCAUCGGCAGUGUCUGCAACACCAUCAGCAUCAGAGGGUUCAUCUGUGGUUGUGUAUUCUGGCACAAACACGACCGUGUAUGUGCGCAUGCCGCUGGCGGCGGUGCUGAGCGUUCGCGGCCGCACGGCUGCUGGCUGGGGCGAGUACGCCGCCGCCGUGGCCCCGCAGGUCCCCUCCUCAUCACAGGGCAACACCAGCACCACCAGCACCCUCAUCCUUCCGCUUGCCAUUGCCGGCUGCGGCGCCAUGCUGAUUGUUGUGCUCGGCGUCAUUGCGCUCCGUCGCAAGGAGGUGCUGCUUGCGCGCCUGUACGGCUUCAAGCGGCCCGUGCCAGACGAGUACGAGAUCCUGCGCGAUCAGAUUGAGACGACACGCAUGGUGGACGCGGGUGCCUUUGGUGAGGUGUACGCCGGCACGGGCACGGAUCUCCUCGGCAGCAGUGUCCCGCGCAACGUGGCCGUGAAGAUUUGCCAGGGAUCGCACGUGACCACCAAGGCCAAACGCGCAUUCCUCAAGGAAAUGCAGAUCAUGAAGACGUUGACGUACCCGCGGCACCCGAAUGUGCUUGGGUUGAUGGGUCAAGUCACACAAUCGGAGCCCCUGAUGAUGGUCACGGAACUCGUUGCUCGUGGCAACCUCCGCACUGUCCUCCACGACAACAAACCCGUGAAGAACAAGCCGUCCGUGCUCGCCCUGCACCGGCUGCUCGGGUUUGCGCGCGAUGUUGCCAGCGGCAUGAACCAUCUCGUCGACAACAACAUCGUCCACUGCGAUUUGGCCGCCCGCAACUGCCUCGUGACUGCGACGUGGCACGUGAAGAUCUGUGAUUUCGGCCGCGCUUUCUGCACGGACGACGAGGCGCCAACAGCUGUUCACGACCGCUCUGUCAUGCCCGUCCGCUGGAUGCCACCCGAAGUGCUCACAGCAAACUUCUACACGCACGCCUCCGACGUCUGGAGCUUUGGCGUGACGUGCUUCGAAAUGUUCUCGUAUGCACAGACGCCCUAUGCUGGCAUGAGCAACGAGCAAGUGGAGCAACUUGUUGUGAACAGCGGCAAGAAGCUGGCACAGCCCAAGUUCUGUCCCGACGGCGCGUAUGCCCUGAUGCAGCAGACGUGGGCAUACAAACCAAGCAAUCGCCCCAUCUUCGCUGUGCUUGCUGCGGGGUUCUCUGAUUUGGAGACGCGGAUGCGCCAUGGCGGAAACGACGCGGAUCUGGUGUGCAGCGCGGGCUUGGACGUCGUGUACAGCGGCAGCAACAUGGGCACGCUGCUCUCGCGGCAGUCUGUGGGCACGGUGCAACGGCGGCUGUCACAGGACAGCAUUUUGCAGGAUUACUACGUGAACCAGUCGCUUGGCUUGGUGGACAACGUGGUGGUGCUGGAGCCAGAUGGCCGUGAUCCAAUGACCAACGGCGAUACCACGCUGUAG
This is a messenger RNA of Salpingoeca rosetta, 6571 nucleotides long. RefSeq names its product TK protein kinase. Bases 212 to 6571 code for a protein of 2119 amino acids. Gene Ontology annotation, cellular component: signaling receptor complex. Gene Ontology annotation, molecular function: transmembrane receptor protein tyrosine kinase activity; calcium ion binding; ATP binding. The transcript has 6 exons. The record is from RefSeq and is a predicted model, not a curated record. Lineage: Eukaryota; Choanoflagellata; Craspedida; Salpingoecidae. Gene Ontology annotation, biological process: positive regulation of kinase activity; multicellular organism development; cell surface receptor protein tyrosine kinase signaling pathway.